AUGGAUUUUGUAAUGACUCAAUUUUAUAUGAAAGGAGCGAUAAAAGGGUUUAAAUUGGCUGCUUAUAUGUGUUCUAUUGUUUUAUUAACUGUUGGAAUUACUUGUUAUCGUGACCGUUAUUCAAUUUUAUAUGUUCCAAUAACUACAACUUCCGUUUUUUCAUUUUUUGCCUUUAUCCGAGGUGUUGGAAUUAGCGGACUUGCUGUGGCAUUUUUUCUUUCUCUUAUGCCCUCUUUUUUGUUAACAACAGCAACAAUUGGAGCUAGUUUUUAUUAUAAAUGUUCUAUAGAUGAAGUAUAUAAAAAUCUGAGACAAAAAUAUUUAAUAGAAGCAAAAAAAGAAAUUGAUGAUGAUAAUGAAUUACUUCGAUAUACUGAAUCGAAAGGAAGAAAACCGUUCUUUAAACCCUGGGACCGCUACAAAAUGAAUUUAGAUAAAGAUAUGAAUGAAUUUAAAAGAAAAAUAACUUUGAAUGAUGAAGAAGAAUUGUUGAAAUUUGGAGGAAAAGAUGAGGAAUAG
Molecule: messenger RNA, 519 nt
Organism: Meloidogyne enterolobii
Lineage: Eukaryota; Metazoa; Nematoda; Chromadorea; Rhabditida; Meloidogynidae
Source: the annotation of a GenBank genome assembly